AUGGUGGGUAUGUGGGCGAUUGACAGCGGUGCAACGCACCACAUCUGCUAUAACAAGUUCAAGUUUGAAGUUCUGGAAGAGCGCAGUGAAGGCGAAGUGCUGGUUGAAGACGAAAACAAGGCUUCGAUCAAUGAAGUUGGGAUUAUCCUCGAAAAGGUGGUCCUAUCAAAUGGUGAAGAGCGCGAAGUUAAAAUCAAGGACGCACUUUAUGUCCCGGGCAUGAACAAGAACCUGCUGUCGAUACCCCGGAUAAACAAAAUCGGCAAGUUCCAAGUGGUGUUUGAUGGAGAUGAGAUAAAGAUUUCGUGUACAAAUUAA
This is a messenger RNA of Peronospora matthiolae, 318 nucleotides long. The record is from the annotation of a GenBank genome assembly. Lineage: Eukaryota; Oomycota; Peronosporomycetes; Peronosporales; Peronosporaceae.